GAGGCCGGGUUGGCUGGCGGCUGCGCGAAAGGAGUAAGAAGUGAAUGAGGGGGGGAAAUUAGCUCCGCCCCCCCCAUAGAACGUUGAUACAUUAUAACUUUUUGUGUGUGUGUGUGUGGGUACCGUGUGUGUGUUACUUUCACACCGCGACACCGGCGCAGCUCGGAGCGGCGGCUGCCGGGUAGCCGGGUUCAGCCCCAAGGGGGUGGGGAAUCAGGAACGAAAAAGCUUUUUCCCCCCCACUUCUCCCUCUGCAGCCCCCCAGCACGGAGGCAGCACCCCCCCUUCUCUCUCUCUCACACACACACGCGAGCAGCAUCUCCCGACGAGAUCCGCGUCCUCAGGAGGCAUCCGGGGAAGGGAAAUCCCCGAUGUGAGAGUGACUUGUGGGGUUUUAUUCUUACUAUUUUUUUAGGGAGGUUAAAUCGGGGCAAACUCCCUUGUUCUUCAGGGAGAGCUGGUCCCCUCCCCUCCCCCACCAAGUCCCCUUUAAAACCCCGCGCGAGGAAGACCUGGAAGGACCCCACGGAUCCGGAGUGACCCUUGGAUAUUAAACCGGAGCGAGAGAGGACUCGGGAAGGCGAUCCCACCCCGGCUGGUCACCGAAUGGACCAGCAGCCCAGCGCCAGGAGCUGCAGCCGGGGUGCCCCAGCCUGCGAGGCCGUCCCGAACGAGCCCUCCAUGAAUCUGUACAUCAACACCACCACCGGGACCCGUUAUGAGCUCUCAGUCCCCGUGGAAGAGACGGUGGAAGGACUGAAGCGGAGACUGUCCCAGAGGCUCAAAGUGCCCAAGGAGAGGCUGGCUCUCUUGCAUAAAGAAAGUCGGCUCAGCUCUGGAAAGCUGCAGGAUUUGGGGGUCGUGGAAGGAAGCAAACUGACGCUUGUCCCCACAGUGGAAGCUGGCUUGAUGUCUCAGGCAUCCAGACCAGAACAGUCAGUGAUGCAGGCUCUGGAAAGCUUAACUGAAACUCAGGUCAAUGACUUCCUGUCCGGAAGGUCCCCGCUGACGCUGGCCCUGCGGGUCGGCGACCACAUGAUGUUCGUGCAGCUCCAGCUGGCAGCUCAGCAGAGUGGGGGGCAGCUCCAGCAUCGGCAUGUCAUUGCCAGCCGGGGGGAGCCCGGGGCAGCGGCUGGCCCCACCCCCCAGUGCAGGACGCUGCACGGAGGGACCAGCUCCAACUUCGCCCGCAUCCCCGUGGUGCCCACCUGCCAGCAGAGCCCCGCCCCCAGCCCCGCCCCCUCGGCACAGGCCACACCCAUGUACUGUAACGCCGCUCACCCCGCCCCCGUCACAGCCGGGAUGUUCCGGUCGCAUGGGGCCAGCACGCAAACGGUUAACAGCAGCGUCGUCUCCUCCUGCUCAGAGGUGGACUGUAGCGCCCGGAGUAACAAUUCUGCCGGUAGCAACCCAGCCCCAACAAGCCGAUCCCGCAAACCUGGCGCAGUCAUAGAGAGCUUCGUUAACCACGCUCCUGGGGUCUUCUCAGGGACCUUCUCUGGCACUUUGCACCCCAACUGCCAGGACAGCAGCGGGCGGCCCCGGCGUGACAUCGGCACCAUCCUUCAGAUCCUCAAUGACCUCCUGAGCGCCACGCGGCACUACCAGGGCAUGCCUCAGUCCCUGACGCAGCUGCGGUGUCAGACGCAGUGCGCCCCCUCCUCGCCCCCGCCCUCCCCGGACCCCGCCAGCAAAACUACCUCAGAGAAGCUGACGUCCGCGACCGCCGUGGCCUCGCAGCCCCUGCACUCCGUGGUCCAGUGCCAGAGCCAAAUCAGGAUGUGCAAGCCCAGUGGUGACCGUCUGCGGCAGACCGAGAACCGCGCCACCCGCUGCAAGGUGGAGCGCCUGCAGCUGCUGAUGCAGCAGAAAAGGCUGCGUCGGAAGGCACGGCGGGAUGCCCGGGCCCCAUACCACUGGCUGCCAAAUCGCAAGUCCAGCCGGACCAACAGCAACAGCAGCGUGUCUAGCGAAGGCAGCCUGGACCUAGACUUCGAGGAUUCAGUGUGGAAGCCUGAAGUCAAGGCAGACCUGAAAUCAGAAUUUGUCGUAGCAUAGACUCCAGACUGAUAUGAACGAACAGGGCCUGUGGUGGGACGGAUCCCGCCGGGGAGAGCCAGGACUCUCAUCUCUUCAGUCCCAUCGCUCGGAUCUCCUCUGUAUUCGCUGGAUGCCUGGGGUGGACCUGGGCGACGUCUGUUGGAAAAGCGUGGAGGGGUUGCCCCAUUUUUGAUUUUUUUUGUUUGUUCCUGGUUUAUUUUUCAGAGGGAAGGGGAUGGGGUGGGGAAGGGAGCUCUCCAGGACACGUGAUGCGGGGAGACGAAGAGCUGGAGUUUCAAGCUGGCGAACUGGAUUUUGUUUUGUUCCCGUUUGAAUAAUAAGUGGACUUUAACAUGCCUGCCUUACACCGCCGCCGAACCAAUAAAGCCAACGCACGAGAAACUGAACGGAGCCCGUCUGGCGAGUGGGACAGGCUCCGGACUUCCUACUUUUUUUGCAGAGCGGAGCUCGCUCGUCGGAGGGAGAGGGGAACUGUGGUUUAUCAAAGCUGCUCAUUUUGCUGUGAAAGACCCAAGCAUGCACAGUACAGGCAGGCGCUCCCUGGAGGCUCGGAGCCUGGCGCUCGCUAUAUAUAUAUUUUUUGGGGUGGGGAGGGCUGCUGUGCAUGCUUGGGCCACGUGGGAUCCCAGAAUUUGGGGGCUGUUUAUUUUUCCUUCCCUCUUUAUAUGUAGCAUUGCUCAGCUGAUUUUAAUUUUAUUUUUUAAACAAAUCCAACCCCAUCCCACCUCCACACAGUUAGGUUGCAGAAGAACCCACAUGCACUUUACAGGUCUCAGUUGUGAAGUAGUGCCAGGGGCAGCCCCCUCACCCCCCAACAGCUUUGUGCUGGCUUUUGGAGAUCUUUGUUACGGACCCUCAGAGGAGAUGCUAUGGGCAUCCUCCUCACCCCACCCCCCCCAGUGUGUUUAUUCCCCACCCCCACUCCCUGCUUUGCAUUGUAAAUUACAAUGCAAUGGCUCUAUAAUUUUUUUUAUUUUGGUUGUUUGGGUUUUUUUGGGGUGUGUGUGUGUGUGUGUAAGUGUGUGUGUGUACUUAAUUCUGACUCCUUGCAGCAGCAAAGGUGGCUUGCUUUAUUUUCUAUGGAAGAGGGAGGGAAAAUAAAUAGAUUUCCCCUCUGCUGUAGAGACCAACUUUUUACUUUCAGAAGUUUUUUUUUUCCACCCAGCUGUUGGUUGUGUUUUUUAACUUAAAGGAAAAUUUAAGAAAAAAAAUAAAUAAUCCAGUACUUGGUAAUGGGUGUUUGCAGGCCUUGGGGCUAAUAUUUAUAGACAUUAAUAACUUGACUGAGCCAGUACUGACCUAGUGUUGCCUAGACCGUAGAAAUCCUUUUUCCUGUCCCGUUUUUUUUUUUUUUCUUUCUUUCUUUCUUUCUUUCUUCACUCUCCUUCCCCUGUCAGGAGAUCUGUGCAAAUAGAAAAACCCCACGUGAUGUGUUUUUUGUCUGUAAAAGUCUUUUUUGUGUGUUUUGGGGGAGGGGUGGGAAAGGAGGGGGUGGGGUAGAGUGUGGGGGGGAAGAUCAAAGUUUUCCAUCUUUACUAUUUUUUUCUUUUAAUUUGGGCGGUAUGGAUGCAAAUAAACUUUAAAAUAACGUGAACAAUCGGGGCGGGGGGGAAAAUCAGGAAAGAAAGUAGCAUCCCCUGUGGAUUAUUCUGGGUUUUUCCCUUUUUUUGGUAGCAUUAACUCAAACUUGAGGAGAGACAGGAGCCCUUGAGCCAUGGUUAGCUAAAGAUAGCAUGGGGAGAUGGGUGGGGUGGGAUUUUGUCCCCCCUCCAAGGGCACGCGAGUUGGAAUGUUAUCCGUAGAACAAAGGGCACUGCUGGUGAAUGGGUUAAUUCAGGCCAGAGCGGGGCUGAAUGGAGUUGGUGCUUUUAAUUUCCAAAACCCGCUCCCUCUUACCCUCCCCCCCCCCCCCCCCAGUUUUAUUUCCCUCUCCAAGUCGAAAGGCAGCAGGGAGGGGCUACCCACUUUCCUUUGGUCUUGCUCUGGGCCCAAGCGUUUGUCUGGGGUUAGAAAUCUGGGUUUCUACUGCUGUAUUCCCCCAGCCCCCUCCCCGCUGCAGCUGCCUGUCCCACGAAAGGAAAAACUUGAAGCAACUUUGCCACUAGUGUAUCCUGGUAGCUAGGUACCACUCACGGCCCUCUCUCCCACCCUGCUAGUUCUUUAGCUGGGGGUGGGGUGGGGGGAGCGGGCUGUGCCCAUGCCCACGCAGGUGCUGCUGGGGCUGUGUCCUGGAGUCGCAUGUCUGUUUGAGGGAGAGGGGACUGUGAUAUCGCUGCCCUGGAAAUCCAGGCAGGAGCACAGCUGGUGCAGGAUUCUGGGGCCUUUUGGUUUUUAAACUCACUUGUGGGUUUUGGGUUGGUUUUUUUUUUUUUUUUUAAAUCCGUUUCCCCUAAAUUUAUUGAUACUGCUUGGCCCCCCCCCCCAAAAAAACCACCAGCCCCCCCUUUUUCUUUAUCCCCCACAAUUGUAGCAAGAACCCCACCUGUGAGCUGUCGUCAGUCUUUCUAUUCUGUAUUAACCAAGUCCCCAGUAAUGUCCAUCCUUUCAGCAUCACGGGACCAUAAUUCUAGCGCCUCGGCGCUAGCUGAUUGGCUCGGCCGCUUUCCAAGUUGUGAUGGGUACCCCGCCUCCUCUGGUCACGUGACACCAUUACACAUCCUGUUUUUCCCAGCUGUGAACUUCCUUUGUAUGUAUUACUGUAGUUUUUUAUUUUAUUAUAUUUUCAAACAAAUUUUUUUUAAAUUUUGAAUUCAAUAUUUAAAUGUACUAUUUUGUACGGUGUGGGUGUGUAUGCACUCCUGCCAUCAGCCCCUUCUUGUCCUGUUUUUUUUUUUUUUUUUUUUAAAUCCUAUAUAUAACGUUAAAAAAACAAAACAAAAACCAU
This is a messenger RNA of Trachemys scripta elegans, 4945 nucleotides long. It is a transcript of the gene MIDN, whose product is annotated as midnolin. Bases 607 to 2058 code for a protein of 483 amino acids. The transcript is spliced from 8 exons. Lineage: Eukaryota; Metazoa; Chordata; Testudines; Emydidae. Gene Ontology annotation, cellular component: nucleus. Gene Ontology annotation, molecular function: protein binding. The record is from RefSeq and is a predicted model, not a curated record.